Messenger RNA from Tupaia belangeri chinensis (Chinese tree shrew), 2221 nucleotides. It is a transcript of the gene MMP11, whose product is annotated as matrix metallopeptidase 11. The transcript is spliced from 10 exons. Gene Ontology annotation, cellular component: extracellular matrix. The record is from RefSeq and is a predicted model, not a curated record. Gene Ontology annotation, biological process: collagen catabolic process; proteolysis; extracellular matrix organization. Lineage: Eukaryota; Metazoa; Chordata; Mammalia; Scandentia; Tupaiidae. The coding region runs from base 1 to 1461 and encodes 486 amino acids. Gene Ontology annotation, molecular function: zinc ion binding; metalloendopeptidase activity.
AUGCAGCCAGGACCUGGGCCAGUGCCGAAGCUGCAGAAUCGCCUUGUCCCGUCCUCCCCUCGUCCUCAUUUGCCAGCCGAGCAAAGCAGGCCCUGGCACCCUCUCUCCUGCCCCCAGGAUGCCCACGACCGCCACCCUGUGACAAAGGGCUCACAGCCCCAGCACGCGGCUCAACCCAGUAGCCUGGCUCCUGCCCCUGGCACCCGGGAGGCCCCUCAACCUGCCAGGGGCCCCAGACCUCCCCGCUGCGGUGUGCCUGACCCCGCCCACAACCGACAGAAGCGGUUCGUGCUAUCUGGCGGGCGCUGGGAGAAGACAGACCUCACCUACAGGAUCCUCCGGUUCCCGUGGCAGCUGGUGCGGGAGCAGGUGCGGCAGACGGUGGCAGAGGCCCUACGGGUAUGGAGCGAGGUGACGCCACUCACCUUCACCGAGGUGCACGAGGGCCGAGCUGACAUCAUGAUCGACUUCACCAGGUACUGGCAUGGGGACAACCUGCCGUUUGACGGGCCUGGGGGCAUCCUGGCCCACGCCUUCUUCCCCAAGACUCACCGAGAAGGCGACGUCCACUUCGACUAUGACGAGACCUGGACUAUUGGGGACAACCAGGGCACGGACCUGCUGCAGGUGGCAGCCCACGAAUUCGGCCACGUGCUGGGGCUGCAGCACACCACGGCAGCGAAGGCGCUCAUGUCCCCUUUCUACAACUUCCGCUACCCACUGAGUCUCAGCCCGGACGACCGCAGGGGAAUCCAGCACCUCUACGGCCAGCCCCGGACAGCCCCCACUUCCGAGGCCCCGGUCUCGAGCCCCCGGGCUGGGAUGGACACCAACGAGAUUGCACCGCUGGAGCCGGAAGCUCCUCCCGAUGCCUGCGAGGCUUCCUUUGACGCUGUCUCCACCAUCCGCGGCGAGCUCUUCUUCUUCAAGGCGGGCUUCGUGUGGCGGCUGCGUGGGGGCCGGCUGCAGCCCGGUUACCCCGUGGUCGCCGUUCGCCACUGGCAGGGACUGCCCAGCUCUAUAGACGCGGCCUUCGAGGACGCUCAAGGCCACAUUUGGUUCUUUCAAGGUGCUCAGUACUGGGUGUACAACGGCGAAAAGCCAGUCCUGGGCCCCGCGCCUCUCUCUGAGCUGGGCCUGGUGGGGUCCCCGGUCCACGCCGCCUUGGUCUGGGGUCCUGAGAAGAACAAGAUCUACUUCUUCCGAGGCGGGGACUACUGGCGUUUCCACCCCAGUACCCGACGUGUGGACAGCCCUGUGCCCCGCCGGGCCACCGACUGGCGAGGGGUGCCCUCUGAAAUUGAUGCAGCUUUCCAGGAUGCAGAUGGCUACGCCUACUUCCUGCGUGGUCGCCUAUACUGGAAGUUUGACCCCGUGAAGGUGAAGGCUCUGGAGGGCUUCCCCCGUCUCGUGGGCCCUGACUUCUUUGGCUGUGCUGAACCUGCCAACACUUUCCGCUGAUCAUGGCGGGCAUGUCCUCAGGGCACUGUCCCCUGCCAGGCCACUGACAUCAGGCUAGAGACCCACAGUCAUCUUUGCAGCUGUGGGCACCAGGCACGGGGCCAAGCUCGUGUCUCCUCAGGGGGGUGGAGAGGGGGGUACAACCACCGUGACAACUGCAGGGAAGGCCACGCGGGCCGUGGUCGCCUGCCAGCAGCCGUCUCAGACCGGACAGGGAGGUCUUGGGCAUUAAUAAGGGGUGAGGGAGGUCUUGGGCUGGCUCCAACCACUUGUAUAGGCCAUGGUCAAACCUGGCGGCCCUCAGUCUUCGUCCCUGUCCCUCAGGGGAGGACCUUGGCAUGGUGGGGGAGUGGGGUAUCCUUGCUCUGUCCCCGCUGUGUAGUUCCUUCCGGGAAGGAGCAGAGGUGCCAGGAGCCCCAUGGCUUUUUGCCCUGGCCCAGCAGCUGCACUGCGGGGCGGGGCCCUCUUCUAAGUCAGCUCUGGGUGGGAGAAUGGAUACGGCUGUCUUCUGGCUGGGGGCCCUGGAAAUCUGUUCCCCAGGAUCCAAGCCCAAAAUGCCACAGCCAGCUGGGGAGCCAGGGGGCUUCCUGGAGACCCCAAUAUACCUCAGUCCUGCCCCUGGCCAGAUCCUCUUGAAGCCCUCACCCCAGCACUGGUAUCCUCCAAAGCCAUGUAUAUGUGUGUACUGUGUGUAUAAAGCCUUUUGUUUAUUUCGUUUCGAUUUUUUAACUGAGGACUGUCAUUAAACAGUUGUUUUCUA